Messenger RNA from Prionailurus viverrinus (fishing cat), 3197 nucleotides. It is a transcript of the gene SLC7A5, whose product is annotated as solute carrier family 7 member 5. The record is from RefSeq and is a predicted model, not a curated record. Lineage: Eukaryota; Metazoa; Chordata; Mammalia; Carnivora; Felidae. Bases 1 to 1530 code for a protein of 509 amino acids. Gene Ontology annotation, molecular function: L-amino acid transmembrane transporter activity; neutral L-amino acid transmembrane transporter activity. Gene Ontology annotation, biological process: neutral amino acid transport; amino acid transmembrane transport. The transcript has 10 exons. Gene Ontology annotation, cellular component: membrane.
AUGGCAGGCACCGGCCCGAAGCGGCGCGCGUCCGCGGCCCCCGCGGCGGCCGAGGAGGAGGAGCGGCAGGCGCGGGAGCGGAUGCUGGCGGCGCGGCGCGGGGACGGCGCGGAGGGCGCCGAGGGCGCGGAGGGCGUGACCCUGCAGCGCAGCAUCACGCUGCUCAACGGCGUGGCCAUCAUCGUGGGCACGAUCAUCGGCUCGGGCAUCUUCGUGACGCCCACCGGCGUGCUCAAGGAGGCGGGCUCGCCCGGACUGGCGCUGGUGGUGUGGGCCGUGUGCGGGGUCUUCUCCAUCGUGGGGGCGCUCUGCUAUGCGGAGCUGGGGACCACCAUCACCAAGUCGGGGGGCGACUACGCGUACAUGCUGGAGGUCUACGGCUCGCUGCCCGCCUUCCUGAAGCUCUGGAUCGAGCUGCUCAUCAUCCGGCCCUCCUCGCAGUACAUCGUGGCCCUCGUCUUCGCCACCUACCUGCUCAAGCCGCUCUUCCCCACCUGCCCGGUGCCGGAGGAGGCCGCCAAGCUCGUGGCCUGCCUCUGCGUGCUGCUGCUCACCGCCGUGAACUGUUACAGCGUGAAGGCUGCCACCCGAGUCCAGGACGCCUUCGCUGCCGCCAAGCUCCUGGCGCUGGCCCUCAUCGUGCUCCUGGGCUUCAUCCAGAUCGGGAAGGGUGAUGUGUCCAAUCUGGAUCCCAAGUCCUCGUUUGAGGGCACCAAACUGGACGUGGGAAACAUCGUGCUGGCGUUGUACAGUGGCCUCUUUGCCUACGGGGGAUGGAAUUACUUGAAUUUCGUCACGGAGGAGAUGAUCAAUCCCUACAGAAACCUGCCCCUGGCUAUCAUCAUCUCCCUCCCCAUCGUCACCCUGGUGUAUGUGCUGACGAACCUGGCCUACUUCACCACAUUGUCCACGGAGCAGAUGCUGACGUCAGAGGCUGUGGCCGUGGACUUCGGGACCUAUCACCUGGGCGUCAUGUCCUGGAUCAUCCCCGUCUUCGUGGGCCUGUCCUGCUUCGGCUCUGUCAAUGGGUCCCUCUUCACGUCUUCCAGGCUGUUCUUCGUGGGGUCCAGGGAGGGCCAUCUGCCUUCCGUCCUCUCCAUGAUCCACCCACGGCUCCUGACGCCCAUGCCCUCCCUCGUGUUUACGUGCAUCAUGACCCUCCUGUACGCCUUCUCUAGAGACAUUUUCUCCGUCAUCAACUUCUUCAGCUUCUUCAACUGGCUCUGCGUGGCCCUGGCCAUCAUCGGCAUGCUGUGGCUUCGCUACAAGAAGCCCGAGCUGGAGCGGCCCAUCAAGGUGAACCUGGCCCUCCCAGUGUUCUUCAUCCUGGCCUGCCUGUUCCUGAUCGCCGUGUCCUUCUGGAAGACCCCCGUGGAGUGUGGCAUCGGCUUCACCAUCAUCCUCAGCGGCCUGCCCGUCUACUACUUCGGGGUCUGGUGGAAAAACAAGCCCAAGUGGCUUCUCCGUGGCAUCUUUUCCACGACGGUCCUUUGCCAGAAGCUCAUGCAAGUGGUGCCCCAGGAGACGUAAGCGAGAAGGGCCGAGAAGCUGCCGGAAAGAAACGCACAAAGAUUGUGAUAAAACAACUCACCUCGAAAAGCGACUCUAGUCCUGUCAUCCAGGCAGCUCAGCUGAGCGCCCCACACCGUCCCUCCGCCGGGUCAGGGGGCCGGGGCCACAGUAAAAACUGGUACGAAUCUAGUCCCAGAAAGUGAACUUCCACCCUUACCUCCGUGAGCGGUGGACCGAGGAGAGGCCGGGCCCCUGGCGCCCCGCGGACCGUUGGCCACGUUGGGCCCGUCUCCUUCCCACCUUGGUUUAUUUGUAUUAUUUUUUUAACUUAAGUUUUAGGUCAAGUUGACGACACCACGAUGCUUAGUUUCUAAAGAACUGAGGGGGAGCGGGGAGAGUUUCCCCUCACGCCCCCCCCAAGGCACGAUUGCCUCAGAGGGACCAGGUCGUUUGCGGCGCGCGACCCUCGGCCUGGUCUCGGUGCAGGCUCCCGGGAAGGGAGGGAUUCUGAGCACCAGACACUCCAGUCCCACGAACAGAGCGCCCAACACUCCGGCCUCGCCGCGUGGACCUCAGAGCUGCACUGACAGACGGCGGCCCAGACCACACGCUUGGCUUUUUUUGUCGUCGCUUGUUGCUGUCGUAGACGUAGUGACUUAGCGAACACUAAUCUCGGGACUUAGGUCUCUUUGCCUUAAAGACCCAAGGGUAGAUUUCCUCUCCCGUCCCCAGAAGAGAGAAGAGAAAGUCACUAGAACAGCGGCCUUCAGAGAGUGACGCUGGCCCCAGCUCCACACAAGGCGGGUCCCGAGCCCGGUGCCUGCUGUAGGUGGGGGCCUCCGACGGAGGUCACGGGCAGCUGGACGAUCCCGGAGCUGAGCCGCCACCGGUGUGCACUACCCAGGAUGUCGGUGCAGAGCCAGCUCCGGGCCAGACCCCAGUCACCCGGGAUGCACUGGGCUUCCGACCUCGUACGUCCCGCCCUGGACGCCAGCCUCAGCAACGGCAGCGCCAUGGCAGGACUCGGACGUCUUCUGUGCCCGCCGGACGUUGGGCCGUGGGUGGCACCGCCUCCAGCCCGCUCUGCAUCCAGCAUCAGAACCGGGCUAUAGCUUUUUCAGGCAAAGCCCCAGACUCGGAAUCUUCUAGAACCGACCAGAUGAGAAAGGCAGACACUGUGACCCCUCGUGGGCUUCCCAGCCGGGGAGUCCCUCAAGGCAGCCGCCUCCCAGCCGGGGCCUGAAGAACCGACCUCACGGGCUGGACGACACCCCAGCCAACUGCCUGGCCCCAGCCCCGGCCCCCUCCUGCACGGCCGGGCCCUCUUCACCGCUCUGACUGCUGCUCCGGAGACUUGUGUCUUUGUGGUUCCCAAGGCGCCUUCCCCAGGGGCGGCAGCUGGGGCCCGGCCAGUGUGUCCUACUCUGGCUGGCGGCCCCGGGUUACCGCUGUGUGAGGGCAGGGAGCACCGCCCUCCAGGGUUGUGCAUCUCCCGCCAGACCCCCAUCUUAGGCCCCGGGUGGCUCUGUUUUGGUCCCUGACUGCUGACCACCUCCCCAGGGGCGCGCUGAGCUGAGCCCUCAGGCGUCCGGAGGCUGAGAAGUGGGCCGGGCCGCCAAUCCUCCUGCUUGGGGACGGAGCACAGCGCUGGCUCUGGGGGGACGCAGGGGGCUGGGGGGCGGGUG